Molecule: messenger RNA, 2445 nt
Organism: Trichoplax adhaerens
Lineage: Eukaryota; Metazoa; Placozoa; Uniplacotomia; Trichoplacea; Trichoplacidae
Exons: 28
Coding region: 1-2445 (814 amino acids)
Biological process (GO): meiotic cell cycle; cytoplasmic microtubule organization; microtubule nucleation
Cellular component (GO): gamma-tubulin complex; centrosome; equatorial microtubule organizing center
Molecular function (GO): microtubule minus-end binding; gamma-tubulin binding
Source: RefSeq, a predicted model, not a curated record
AUGGCUUUGCAUCAUCCUAAUUUUGAAAAUUUGGCGGGAGACUUGAUCUCAUCAUUAACGGGAAUCCAGCCCAAGACUGAAAACUGGACGAUUGCUUACAACUUUGUAUUAUCAAAUUUCAGAUUUCAUCGAUUCUUAGAUGUUAAUAGCCAUCAAGUAGAGAGGAGUGUAGAAGGAGCGAUUUCCACUAUUCCAUCAUAUGGUUACUACUCAAUAGUGCCAAUAACCCUACACUGGAUCGUGAAACCAUCUUAUUACGCCAGCAAGGUAAACGAUGACGCAACUGUAAGAUUUUCAGACGAAGUUGAUAAGGAUAAGAUAAACUCUGAAGCGCAAGAGACGUCUCAGUCAGCAGUAGCUGAGAGGCUAAAUUUGCUGGAUAAUGUAACAUCACAAUUAGUACAAGCUUACUGGAAUUGCACACCAGAUCCUAAGCAAAUCCGCAACCGUAUCAAAACCUCUCACUGUCGAGACUGUACUCUAGCUUUCGAAUGGGAUGAAUAUAUUGCUAGUAAAUUGCAAUUAUAUCGACCUCAUACGAAAGUCGUUGUGACGGAAUACCAGGUCGUCAGAGAAACACUUUGGAUGCUUCGUGGUGUGAGAAAAUUGUUUGUAUAUAAAUUUUGCGAUGGCUACUUUGACGUAAACCCGGAUAUGGAAGUUAGCCAUUUAACUCCUGUUAGCUUAAUUAAUAUUUUACGGCAUUUCGCGAAAAUAGCAAAUAUUAGAGCAAAAGUAUCGAAUUUUAUUGAAUCUAUUACAAUGAAACGUGAUAAAAAUCUCAAUUUAACUUAUCACGCAUUUGCUGCAACUCUGACCGAGUUUUUAAAGAAAGAAGGAUUCUUAAUCAAGAUUCAUACACUUAACGCUUUAUUCGAGGAGGGCCUUGAUAUAUCUAACAAAGAAGAUAGCGGCGUAUCACAAAUAUCUCCGUCCAAUGCACUGGUCAGCUUACUCUUGCCUAUAAUACACGAUACUGUUAGACCGUAUAUAAAAAUUAUAGAAAAGUGGAUUACAACUGGUGAAUUAAAUGAUCCAACAGAAGAAUUUUUCAUAGUCAGAGAUCGUGCCGUUAAAGUUAAUGAUGCGAAAUUUUGGUUCACAGCAUUGAGUGUAAGAUCAGACAGUAACUCUGGAGAUUCAAGUUUUUCAGAGAAUUGGGUACCUGCCUUUUUACAAAAUAUUGUAAACCAGAUGUUACUGAUGGGCAAAUCAACUGAACUUAUUUACGCUAUCAUUCAUGCUGGUAUGUUAUCAAGUAACAGAAAAUCGCGAUUUUUAAAAGCUAUCGAAAGCGAAUCUCUAUACAGUUUAUUUUCUAAAACUAUUAAGAAAGAAUUGAUAGUAACCUCAGAUCGACAAAAGGAUGAAAUUAAUUCAUCAGAUAAUAAUGCUGUCUGCGUCUGGAAUUCUUUGCAAACAAAUGAUAUUUUAAGGACAGUUGAGUCUAACAAUCUUUUAGAACUGAACUUCUACGAAACUCUUAAUGUUCGUCUUCCUCAGAGAAACUUAGGAAAUUCCAGUGCUAAUUUUGGAUCCGCCUUUAAUUGGGAAAUUUCAAGUGAUUCGAAAUUACUCCAUGAACCCUUUGAGAAGCUAUUUCAUAGGUGCCUGGUUUCUCAUAUAAGUUCGAGAUAUAAAGUGGCUUGUCGACAUUUACUAGAUAUUUUAAGAGAUGAUUGUAAGCUAUUUUCACAUUUAGAAAAUAUAAGGAUCCAAAAGGGAAAUGACUGGAAAGAUGUCUCGUACCUUGAUACUAUUCUAAAUGAGGCAGUACAAGUUAUUCCAUCCAAGCAAUCAUUUUCUCUAUUAACAAUUAAAAUAAACCAUAGCGAGAAGCCAUCGUUGGCAAUAGAAACAUUGAGUUGUCUAGAUUUACAAUAUGAGGUUGCGUGGCCUCUAGAUAUUGUUAUCGAUUCGUUUGCCAUGGAUUACUACAACAAAAUUUUCAGAUUUUUACUGCAAAUAAAAUGGGCUUUAUGGCAGCUUGAAGAUUUGAGCUUUGGCGACCUCGUCCGGCCUAACCUUGACGAAUCUGAUAUUGAAGCUGAGGAAAAAUCAUCAGAUUAUUUAACACCUUCCGACGACAUAGAAAAAUCAUCCUUAUUGCACCAAAUGCAUAUUUUGCGAUUUAAAUUAAUUCACUUUGUUAAUGCUCUACAUCAGUAUAUGAUGUCAAAGGUACUUUACAGCAGCGGAAUUGAAUUCCAAGAUCGACUAGAGAAAGCUUCAGACUUGGACGAAAUUAUCGAAAUUCACAAACGUUACAUUAAAACUCUACAUGAUAGAUGUUUGCUCACCGAUAGGGUUAGGAUAGUCAGAGAAACUAUAGCUAAAAUAUUGAAUAUUGCUAUCAUGUUUUGUCGUCAAUGGGAUAAGGGAAUAGCUGAUAUCAGGCAAGACGAGAGAUUUAUUUUAUCUCGCAGUUUUAAUUACAAUUAUUGA